Molecule: messenger RNA, 702 nt
Organism: Cladocopium goreaui
Lineage: Eukaryota; Dinophyceae; Suessiales; Symbiodiniaceae
Source: the annotation of a GenBank genome assembly
GUUUUUUCAUCGCAUGGCAUCAGAUGGCGGCCUCGCGGGGUUAUGCCUUGCUGCUCCCCUCGCGGGUUCUUUCGGAGCCAGAGACUCUGGAGAGCGCUCGCGCGGGGCAAAAGCCUCGAGGUAGCAGCUCUGGUGCCCCCGUGACGCUUCAUGUUUAUAGCGUCUCUGGCAGUCAGACCGUGUGCAAGGUGAAUCGCUUUCUGAGUCACCUUCGCACCGGAGCCUACCACACGGCCGUGGAAGUGCACGGCAAGGAGUGGAGCUAUGGCUAUGCCGACAAGGGCAGUGGCGUAUUCUGCUGCCCCCCGAAGGAGUGUGAUGCCCAUACGUACCUGUACUCUUUGCCGAUGGGUCACACGCAGCUGCUGGAACAGACUGUCCUUGCUCUCAUCGGGAGGAUGGCGAAGGAGUGGCAGGGGGAUGACUAUGACAUCCUCCGGUGCAAUUGUUGCCACUUCAGUCACGAACUGCUGAGGCGCUUGGGGCUGGGACCCUUGCCGAAGCAGUUCAUGAGCCUCGCCAGUGCAGGUGCUGCCUUGGGAGACAAGGCCCAGGCAAUGAGCUCGAUCCGUUCCAGUCUGGUUGAGGUCACCAAGUCCCAACGAAUUUCUUCAAGCAGUUCUAAUGCGGCGGCUGUCUUUCGGUGAAACGUGAGCGCAGUGUGCAACAAGCACGGGUAAGCAACCACAAACAAUUGGGUUC